AUGCGGCCAAACGGCCUCGCGUGCCCGCCCUUGCAAGGAAGAAAUUUAGAUCCUCCACUUACCUCCAUUCGGUCGAGUAAUUCGAUUCCUAAUGUUGCUGUUAAGCUUCCUACCGGCUGGAAUAGGGGUGCUACAGCUUACCUAAUCCUUGUUUUAGUUGAAUCAGUUGGCACGUUUUUAUACCGCAUUGAUGCACCAGAAAGUUCCAUAUGUUUAAUCACCAGCAACAGUGUCAUUGUGGAAGCACUAAAAGUCGACAGUCUGCAGAAGCUUUGUUCAUCGCUGGAGCCUAUUCUUCGAAGAGUUGUAAGCGAAGAGGUAGAGCGUGCUUUGGCCAAGUUGGGUCCUGCUAGAAUUGAAGGAAGGUCCUCUCCCAAAAGAAUAGAAGGCCCUGAUGGGACAAAUCUUCAGCUUCAAUUUAGAAGCAGGUUGUCUCUCCCACUCUUUACUGGUGGAAAAGUAGAAGGCGAGCAGGGGGCAGCUAUACAUGUUGUGCUGCUGGAUACCAACACUGGUUGUGUUGUCACUUCGGGACCUGAAUCAUGUGCAAAGCUGGAUGUUCUUGUGCUUGAGGGUGACUUCAAUAAAGAGGAAGAUGAGGGUUGGACAGAAGAGGAGUUUGAAGGCCAUAUUGUCAAGGAGCGCGAAGGGAAAAGACCUCUCUUGACUGGUGACCUUCAGGUGACUCUUAAAGAAGGUGUUGGAACCAUAGGGGAGCUUAUCUUCACUGACAACUCCAGCUGGAUAAGAAGCAGGAAAUUCAGACUUGGGCUCAGGGUUGCCUCUGUUUUUUCUGAAGGUAUUCGUGUUAGGGAGGCGAAGACAGAAGCUUUUACUGUUAAGGAUCAUAGAGGGGAAUUGUACAAAAAACACUACCCUCCUGCUUUGAAGGAUGAUGUUUGGAGAUUAGAGAAGGUUGGCAAGGAUGGUGCAUUCCACAAGAAGUUAAAUGGAAGCGGAAUCUAUACAGUUGAAGAUUUUCUUCGGCUUCUUGUUAGGGAUCAACAGAGGUUGCGAAGUAUUCUUGGCAGUGGCAUGUCAAAUAAGAUGUGGGAAAGCCUUGUUGAGCAUGCAAAGACUUGUGUCUUAGGUGGAAAGCAUUAUAUUUAUUAUGUGAAUGAUUCAAGAAAUGUCGGUGCAAUAUUCAAUAACAUAUAUGAGUUCACUGGCUUGAUUGCUGAUGAUCAGUUCAUUUCAGCUGAAAAUCUCACGGACAACCAGAAGGUCUAUGCUGACACGUUGGUAAAGAAAGCAUAUGAGGAUUGGAUGCAUGCUGUAGAAUAUGAUGGUAAGGCACUUAUUGGCUUCAAGCAGAAAAAGAAAUCUGUCACGACCAGAAGUGAUACCGCAUCAGCUUCAACAAGUAAGCCUGCUUUGUAUGGUUUCGUCAAUGCACAAAAACAGUUACUGCCAGGAAAAGCUGGUCAAACUUCAACAGACACUCCGAGUGAAGCAGCUGGAGUAAGAAGCACAUAUAAUGGAAAUCUGGCAGCAAGAAACACUGUGAGUCCUCAGAAUAACGCUGCAAACAUUACCAUGCAAUAUGAGAGGGGUGCACUGUCACCUGAAAGCCAGUUCAGUGGGUCCUCCCUUCAGACUCAAACUUCUGGAGGCUCCAAUAUUUUGGCAUUGGAACCUGCACAGCAGCAGCAACAGGGUUUUGAAUUCUCAGCAGUUGGUCAGUCCAUGCAGCCUGCAGACCUGGACCCUUUCGAUCAAUGGUCACAGCCGCAAGAGAACCGUGCGGUUGAUGACUACUUGAUGGAGGAGAUCAGGUUGAGGAGCCAUGAGAUACUUGAGAAUGACGAAAUGCAACAGAUGCUGCGAAUUUUGAAUAUGGGUGGAGUAUCUACCAACAUGAAUGAUGAUGGCUUCACUUUUCCGCAGUACAUGCAGUCACCUUCCCCGAACUUCAACUUUGAGGUUGACCGCACUCGUCCACCUGGGAAAGCUGUUGUUGGUUGGCUUAAAAUCAAGGCAGCUAUGAGGAUCCGUACCGCAUGGGCUCAGCAAUGCACCAUGGGAAGACAUUCAGGUAUGAAGAUCGACGCCACCAAGCAGUUGCGGGACGCCCCAAAGGAGGAGGAGAAGCACCCUAAGGCAUCGAGGAAGAAGAAGGAAGCCAAGAGGAGCAAGACUGCACCUCCCAGGCGACCCCGUGCCCACGGGCCCCAAGACCCUCGUGUACCGUGCACACAGGACCUGUGCGCACAGGCCCAACUUACCCCGUGCGCACGGGCCCUUCAAGAUGAAUGGCUGUGA
Messenger RNA from Triticum turgidum subsp. durum (durum wheat), 2262 nucleotides. NCBI's taxonomy places the organism in Eukaryota, Viridiplantae, Streptophyta, Magnoliopsida, Poales, Poaceae. The record is from the annotation of a GenBank genome assembly.